Molecule: messenger RNA, 1340 nt
Organism: Phyllostomus hastatus (greater spear-nosed bat)
Lineage: Eukaryota; Metazoa; Chordata; Mammalia; Chiroptera; Phyllostomidae
Gene: SPESP1
Product: sperm equatorial segment protein 1
Exons: 2
Coding region: 106-1158 (350 amino acids)
Biological process (GO): fusion of sperm to egg plasma membrane involved in single fertilization; acrosome reaction
Cellular component (GO): acrosomal vesicle
Source: RefSeq, a predicted model, not a curated record
AGCCGUUGCAGGGCCCUUAGGGCUCUGAGACCUCUCUUUUUGGCCCUGAAAUAUCCGGCCCGGUGGCCCAGGACGUUCCAGUCGCCUGUCAGAGUGCUGCGGACGAUGCCUGUGAGGUCCUUAGUUCUUCUAGUUGCGCUGUUGCUAUGGCCUUCGUUCCUGCCGGCGUAUCCGAGCAACACUGUGACAUCUGAUGAAGAAAAAAAUGUGAAUCAUUAUGUACAAGUUUUACAGAACUUACUACUAAGUGUUCCCACUAGGGAGCCAGCCACUGAGAAAAAAUCAGAGUCUCCAAAUACUGUUUACUCUAUGAAAACGAAGGUAUCAAAACUUAAGGCGAUAAUUACACCUGACAAAGCUUUAGCUGAGAAUGUUGUAACGACCCCUGUGAGUGAUAAAAUUACAAGUUUCCCGACUAGAAGCUUCUCACCGGAACAAAGGAGGAAAAAACAUACUAAAAGCACAGCAUUCUGGUCUAUUAAACCAAGCAAUAUUUCUGUUGUUUUACGCGCAAAGGAGCCUUAUGUUGAAAGAGAAGAGCCAGAGCCAGAGCCCAAAGUCAAACAAACCGAGGCCCCGAUGUGGCCGUAUGUCACUGAGUAUCCUCCCAGCUCUUCAAGUGGGAGCACCGACUGGGAUACCUCCACGGAUCUAGAAGAUGUUCCUCAGCUCUUAGGCGAUUAUGAAACACAAACAUUUGAAAAACACCCACUCGUUUUGGGUAAUGAAGAAAUUUUGAAAAAAAUUUCAGAUAUUAGUUCAAAAGUGCAUCAGGUACCUCUUGCUGAGAGCCUCAAGCCAGAGUACAGAGCGGACAUUCAAGCCGUCAGAGAGCAGCUGAAACGGAGCCUCGCCGUCGCAGCGGCGGCAGAACACAGAUUAAGUAAGAUGUAUAGGUCCCAGGUAUUACCACUAGGGCAAAGCAGUUAUGAAACUGAUGACAUUGAAACUGUUAUUAACACGCUGUAUAAUUCUAGAACAAAGUUAUCUCAGUAUUUAGAUACUAGAUAUGUUCCAUCAGAGAUGAGAGAAAAAGCUAUUACAGUAAUCAAUACAUUGAAAAAAAUAUUAUGUGUAAGUCGACUAGAAGUUCAAAACCUUAUUAGGAAGUUAUUAAACAAUAAUAUAAAAAUUUUAAACCUACUUGAUGUUCCAUGACAAAGGUGACUUAGGAGAACUUGGCAUAUAUUCAGAGGUGAAAUAAGCAUAUUAGUGAUUCAAAAGUUGUAUAAAAAUAUUUCCUAUUGCUCAAUGUGCUAACAUCUUUAUGUCACAUGUUAUGAAAAUUUUUCAUAUGCACUAAUAUGCUUUAAAAUUUAAAAUAAAAUUUUGGUUCAGGA